UUAUCGAGCUUUCGGAAAUGGGAGCACUGACGAUUUCUGGCAAGCACUAACAGCGCAAGCGAAACGUCAAGGACUGAACCUCAAUGUCAAGGAAAUUAUGGAUACUUGGGUGCUUCAGAAAAACUAUCCUGUGGUCACGGUGACACGAGAUGUGAAUGACCACAAAAUGAUACAAGUUACCCAAGAGCGCUUCCUGCUACAAGAUGUCGUAUAUCCUGACAAACAUGAUUCGCCAUUCAAUUAUCGAUGGACUAUUCCACUGACCUUCACCUCCAGCUCAAGUCCUAAUUUCUCAUUCCCGGUCUCAAGUAAAAUUUACUGGUUGCAUAAGGAUGAGCAUACAAAAACGUUUAGUUCUGUGAUGCAACUCUCCGACUGUGGGGCAUCCGAUAGUUGGAUUCUGGCCAACGUCCAUCAGUUGUUCUACUACCGGGUCAACUACGACAAGGGCAACUGGCUGGCCUUGAGCAAACAGUUAAAGACGAAUCACUCUAUAAUUCGUCCUAUAAACAGGGCGCAGAUAAUCAAUGAUGCGUGGAGCCUGGCUAGGGCUCAAUAUAUUGAACUAGAGACAGCCCUGUCAACUCUUGAGUACUUGCACAACGAACGAGACUACCUUCCCUGGGUAACAGCUCUAAAGCAACUUCGGUAUAUUGGAUUAAUGCUGAUAGAUUUUCCAGCACUGCGUGAGUUUGAAGAGGCAAGUAUUUUAUCUCUUGUUCGCGGU
This is a messenger RNA of Candidula unifasciata, 727 nucleotides long. The record is from the annotation of a GenBank genome assembly. NCBI's taxonomy places the organism in Eukaryota, Metazoa, Mollusca, Gastropoda, Stylommatophora, Geomitridae.